Thalassophryne amazonica is the source of this 5091-nucleotide messenger RNA. RefSeq names its product vitellogenin-2-like. Gene Ontology annotation, biological process: lipid transport. NCBI's taxonomy places the organism in Eukaryota, Metazoa, Chordata, Actinopteri, Batrachoidiformes, Batrachoididae. The transcript is spliced from 34 exons. The record is from RefSeq and is a predicted model, not a curated record. Bases 1 to 5091 code for a protein of 1696 amino acids. Gene Ontology annotation, molecular function: lipid carrier activity.
AUGAGGGUGUUUGUACUUGCUCUGACUUUGGCCCUUGUGGCGGCCAACCAGGUCGACUAUGUCCCACGGUUUCCCAUUGGGAAGGUCCACGUGUACAAAUACGAAGGACGUCUUCUGAGUGGCCUGCCUGAAGAAGGUCUGGCAAGGGCUGGAAUAAAAAUCAAAAGCAAAGUUUUGAUCAAAGCGUUAACACCAGACGAUCUUAUUCUGAAGGUUGUAGAUCCUGAAAUCUUGGAGUACAGUGACAUCUGGCCAAAACAGUCUUUCUUGCCAGCCACCAAGCUGACUUCAGCCCUGGCUGAACAACUCACUCAGCCUAUUAAAUUUGAGUACAAGAAUGGAGUUGUUGGCGAGCUGAAAGCAACUUUGGACAUCUCAAGACCUGUGCUUAAUAUCUUCAGAGGAAUCCUGAACAUGCUGCAGCUAAACAUCAAGAAGACUCAGAAUGUCUACGAGCUGCAAGAGUCUGGAAUUCAAGGUGUAUGCAAGAGCCAAUAUGUUAUCCAUGAAGACACAAAGGCUGAGCGCAUCUACCUGAGCAAGACCAGAGAUCUGAAUCACUGCCAGGAGAGAAUCCAGAAGGACAUUGGCUUGGUUUACACACAUAAAUGUCCUGAGUGUGAAAUUAGAGAAAAGGCCAUGAAGGGAGGUGCUGCCUACAAUUACAUCAUGAAGCCAACACAGAGCGGUUCUCUGAUCUUGGAAGCUUCAAGUACAGAGCUCAUUCAGUUCUCACCUUUCAACAUCUUGAAUGGUGCACCCCAGAUGCAGACGAAGCAAAACCUGACCUUUAUGGAGAUUGGAAAUAUGCCACUGGAGCCGGUCAAGAAACAGUAUUUGCCACGUGAAUCCCUGAACUAUGAGUUUACCACUGAACUUCUCCAGACACCCAUCCAGCUUCUGAAGAUCACCAAUGCAGAGAGUCAGAUUACUGAGACUCUGAACCAUCUGGUGCGUUUUAAUGCUGACAAAGUCCAUGAAAAAGCACCAAAGAAAUUUAUUGAGCUUAUCCAGUUACUGAGGGUGGCUAAAACGGAACUGCUUGAGAACAUCUGGAGUCAGUUCAAAGCUAAACCAGAAUUCAGGCGCUGGAUCCUGGAUGCUGUCCCUUACAUUGAAACACAUGCUAGCUUCAUGUUUAUCAUAGAGAAGAUUAAUUCUGAUGAAGUGACUGCUCCUGAAGCUGCUCAAGCUUUGUUGGCCUAUGUGCACGUGGGAAAAGCUGACUAUGAGACCAUCAAGCUCAUUAAGGGGUUAUUUAAUACCAGGAUUCAGCAAAACCCAUUUUUGCGUGAGAUCGUCAUGCUGGGCUACGGCACCAUGAUUGCUAGAUUCUGUGAAACAGAACACAACUGCUCACCGGAACUUGUGAAGCCUAUCCACGAUCUUAUAGCUCAGGCUGUUGAACAGAAAAAGAAUGAGGACAUCACAAUCCUUCUCAAAGUUCUUGGUAACGCAGGUCAUCCUUCAAGUCUGAAGCCAAUAAUGAAGCUGCUGCCCAUCUUCGGCAAUGCUAGAGAUCUGCCACUGCCAGUUCAGAUUGAUGCUGUUCUGGCUCUGAGAAACAUUGCAAAGAAAGAGCCUAAGAUGAUCCAGAACGUGGCUAUUGAGCUCUUCAUGGACAAGGAUCUGCAGCCAGAGCUCAGAAUGGUUGCCGCUGCUGUGCUGUUUGAGACAAAGCUGCCAUCGGGUUUGGUGUUCACACUUGCCGGUACAGUCCAGAAAGAAAGAAAUCUUCAAGUUGCUAGCUUCAUUUAUUCCUACAUGAAGUUCAUGUCGAAGAACACUGCUCCUGACUAUAUAAAUGUAGCUGCUGCUUGUAAUGUUGCUGUGAAAAUGCUGAACCCCAGAUAUGAGCGGUUGAACUAUCGCUACAGCAAAGCCCUGUACUUCAAUGCAUACAGCAACCCUUGGAUGAUGGGAGCUGCUGCCACGGCCUUUUACAUCAACGAUGCUGCAACUCUUUUCCCGAGAGCUGUUGUGGCCAAAGUUCGCGCCUACUUUGCUGGAGCAUAUGCUGAUGUUUUUGAGCUUGGAGUGAGAGCUGAAGGAAUCCAGGAAGCCCUUCUUAAAAACCAGGCACCUGACAAUGCUGACAGGCUCACCAAGAUGAAACAAGUCAUAAAGGCUCUUAAAGAUUUUAGGGCUGCCCCUGCAAGCCAGCCACUGGGCUCUCUGUACGUCAAAUUCUUCGGACAGGAAAUUGCAUUUGUGAACAUUGACAAACCCAUGAUUGAGCAGGCUAUUCAGCUCGCUAUGGGACCCUCAGUCAAUAAAUAUGGAAAGCAGGCUUUGGAUUAUCUGUUGUCUGGAUUCACACAGCGUUAUGUAAAAUCUCUGCUCAUCGCUGAGGUUCGUCGCAUUGUGCCCACUGCCCUCGGUCUGCCUCUGGAGCUGGGUUUCUACACGGCUGUUGUGGCCGUGGGGGCUGUCCAAUUCCAAGCCACUGUGACACCAGCUCUACCUGAGGACUUGCAUGCUGCUCAACUUCUUAAAUCUGAUUUCAGCAUGAGGGCUGCCAUUACACCAAGUGUUGCCAUGCACACCUACGCGGUUAUGGGAGUGAACACUGCAUUGCUCCAGGCCUCUCUGAUGCUAAGAGCUAAAGUUCACACAAUUGCUCCUGCAAAUAUUGAAGCAAGACUUGACUUGAAUGAGGGCAACUUCAAGCUUGAGCUCUUGCCUGUUCGUGGUCUUGAUAAGAUUGUAUCAGCAAAUGUCGAGACUUUGGCAAUUUCAAGAAAUGUGGAGGAUCUUGCUGCUGCUAAAUUUACACCAAUACUUCCUGCAAGACUUCCAGGACAAAACUCAAGACAGAGCCAUAUGUCUGUGAAUGCUUCUCACAUGUCAUCUUCAGAGAAUGGUGCUGGGUCUGCCUCAUCAGAAAUCCUUCCUGUUGACCACCAAAGUAAAAUUUACCUGAGAAGGCCCAAGAUUUUUGAGAAGAAAAAGUGUGCUACUGCAGAAACCUUUGGAAUCAAGGCAUGUGCUGAAAUGGAAUCUUGGAAUGCAGCUUCCAUCAGAAGUGGCCCUCUGUAUGCUAUCUUGGGAGAACAUAGUCUGUUGGUUGAUGUUGCUCCAGUUGCUGGACCACCCAUUGAGAAGAUUGAAGUUGAGAUUCAGGUCGGAGGCAAUGCUGCCGAAAAGAUUGUGAAAGUGAUCAAAGAAAGCAAGGACAAUCUAAAUGAUAGGGAUGUGCUCACAAAACUCAGAAGAAUACUAUCUCCAGUUUUGAACGACACCUCCUCCAGCUCCAGUUCUAGCUCUUCCAGUUCUCGCUCCAACAGUUCCUCUGCUUCCACUUCUCGCUCCAGCUCAUCCUCUUCUUCCAGAUCUCAGUCACACACAGUGUCAUCUUCCAGUUCUCGCUCCAACAGUUCCUCUGCUGUUUCAAGCAGUAGCUCCAGCUCUUCCUCCAGCUCUUCCUCCAGCUCUUCCUCCAGUUCUUCCUCCAGCUCUUCCUCCAGCUCUUCCUCCAGCUCUUCCUCCUCAAGCAGUUCCAGGUCCAGAUCUUCCUCCUCGAGCAGCUCGAAGCGCAAUUCAAAGGGCUCCUCCUCUCAACAGUUCCAAAGCGCAAGUUUUAAGAAGGACCACAUUCACCAGCAUUCAGUCUCCAGGAAAUCCAGCAGAAGCAGUGCUAAGAGCUUUGAAGAGAUCAGUAGAAAGGAGAGGUACCUUGCGAACUCUGUCAGUCCAGCUGUGGUCAUUCUGAUCCGUGCCGUGAGAGCUGAUCAAAAGCCUCAGGGCUACCAGAUUGCUGCUUACCUUGACAAACCUACAAAGAGAGUUCAGAUCAUUGCUGCCACCCUGGCUGAGAAUGAUAAGUGGAGAGUCUGUGCUGAUGGUGUGAUGCUGAGCUACCACAAGCUUAUGGCUAAGGUCGGCUGGGGCGACAUGUGCAACCAGUACGAUGCCAAGAUCAAAGCUGAAACUGGAAUUGUGAAUCAAGACCCUGCAUUCCGCCUGAAACUGAACUGGAACAAGCUUCCAUCAGCCAUGAAGGACUACGCAAAAAUGGUCUCUGAGUACAUUAAAUGUGUCACUAUGGGACACAGAAUGAUCUUCGAUAAAGUAUCCAGAGGUUGUAAAUGUAGGGAAAUCAGUCUGACAGUUGUUGCUCCUUCUGACAGAACACUGAAUGUUGCACUGAAGACGCCAAAGUGGACUGUUCACAAACAGGGUGUGCCUCUCCCUAUUUCUCUGCCAAUUCAAGAAACCGCUGCAGAGCUGCAAUUGCACAGUGGCAACUGGCGUAACGUGGCUCUACACAUGAUUACCAAAGCAAAUGCAGCUGAGUGUGUCCUGGAUGGUGAAACAGUGACCACAUUCAACAACAAGAAAUUCCAGAACUCUUUCCCCAACAGCUGCAAACAGAUUUUGUCUCAAGAUUCCUCAGAUGAUCACAAAUUUAGGGUUCUGCUUAAGAGAGACAACCAGAACCAUAUCAAUAUCCAACUUGACCGCAUUGAUGUUGACUUGUACCAGAUGGACAACAACAUUACGGUGAAGGUUAAUGAACAAGAAGUAACCGACAACCUCCCAUAUCAUCAUCCAUCAAAGGACAUUCAUAUCAUGAAGAAAGGUGAAGCCAUUUCUCUCCUUGCUAAAAGUCAUGGACUUCAGGAGGUCUUCUAUAAUAUGGACACAGUGAAGGUUCGUGUUGUGGACUGGAUGAGGGGUAAGGUCAGUGGACUCUGUGGAAAAGCCGAUGGGGAAAGCAAAGAGGAAUACCGCAUGCCCAGCGGACGUGUGACCCCAGACCCAACCAUCUUUGCUCACUCCUGGGUUCUCCCUGGAAACAGCUGCCAAGAUCCCUCUGGAUGCUUCUUGAAGCAAGAAUUUGUGAAGCUGGAGAAGCAGAUCUCCAUCCAGGGCCAGCAGCAUAAGUGUUACUCUGUUGAGCCUGUGCUCCGCUGUCUGCCCAAGUGCACACCACAGGAUCCCACUGUCACUGUCACUGCUGGCUUCCACUGCGUGCCUGUUGAUACUACUGUAAAUGAACAGGAUCUGAGCAGCAUGCUUGGGAAGAGCGAGGAUGUGAGGGAACAAACAAAAGCCCACGUGGCCUGCCUGUGCAAUCAGUGUGCUUAA